AUGCGAGCCCCCCUUCGGAUUGCCGUGCUGGAAGCCGAUACCCCAAUUCCCCCCGUCGACGACCGAUACGGUGGUUACGGAGGUGUCUUCACAUCGCUUUUGAAAUCCAGCGCAAAGGCUCUCGAUAAGCCCGAACAGCUCGAUCCGGAAAAUGGACUAGUCAUUUCUAAGUGGGACGUUGUCAGCGGCACGGAAUACCCAAAGUUGGAGGACAUUGAUGCCGUGCUAAUAUCCGGAUCAAAACAUAACUCCUACGAAGAUAUCCCUUGGAUCAACCGCCUCGUCGAAUUCACCCAACACGUCCUCGCCCAAGAUCGAGUCCGCAUCGUCGGAGUCUGUUUCGGACACCAAAUCUUAGGUCGCGCGAUGGGAGUGAAAGUCGGACAAAGUGAUCAGGGAUGGGAGAUUGCCGUCUGCGACAUGGAGUUGACCGAGAAAGGCAAGGAAGUGUUCGGACUGGAGAAGAUCCGCAUCCACCAAAUGCAUAAGGAUAUAGUAUACAGUUUACCCGAAGGUGUCACCCUCCUUGGCCAUUCACCCCAGUGCGCAAUCCAGGGCAUGUACUCCCCGCGCCGUUUUAUUAGCGUUCAGGGACACCCUGAGUUUACGGGUUGGAUGGAGAAUGAAAUCAUUAGCCUCCGGGCUAAGAUGGGUGUUUUCAAUGAGGACCAAGCGCAGGAAGGCCUCAGCAGAGUCAACAACGAACACGAUGGUAUUUCGAUCGGGACGACUUUCCUGAGGUUCCUACUGGAGGAAUAG
Molecule: messenger RNA, 759 nt
Organism: Penicillium waksmanii
Lineage: Eukaryota; Fungi; Ascomycota; Eurotiomycetes; Eurotiales; Aspergillaceae
Product: type 1 glutamine amidotransferase
Exons: 3
Coding region: 1-759 (252 amino acids)
Cellular component (GO): nucleus; cytosol
Source: RefSeq, a predicted model, not a curated record